GGGAUUAAAAUCAUCAUGUAUGAUGUUGUUAAUAGAUUUUGUUUUCUUUCUAUUGCAGGGCAAGCAAGAAUAAACGCUUUAGAAGAAGAAGAGCAAGCCCUGCACGCACUAAACUUACAGGAUGACUCAUAAGACCGUUUUGUAAACUAGCUCUCUUUCUGUACAGACCCCGCGAAUUUAAUUUUGAAAAUAAACGUCCAUUGUCCGCCAUUCCUCGUUCUCUCUGUGGUGUAGAGUGUUCAGUUAACAUUGUGUGUGUUGUGGCUUUAGGUCUUCCCGUCUUCCAGUGACUGCUGAUUACACGUGUUACAACUGGUGUCGGAGGUGAGAUGGAAAAACGCGAUGAGAACCUAGACGAACCCCCUUUGAUUCCAAUCAGGGCUACUUCCAGUUCAACCCCACAUCAACCACCACUGCUCGAAACAUCAUCAGAUUACUCUGUUUGGAAGUUUAAAGUCACAGCGUACCUGCAGAGAGUUCCAUUGUCCGAGCAUUUCAACUACCUUGUUUCCUAUCUGAGCGAUGAAGCAGUACGCAGGGCUAUAGCAAACGGUUUUGCGGCCAGUAACACGCUCCCACAAAACUGGAGGAUUUUAGACGACUGUUUCUCCCUGCCUGUAGACACCCAACAGAUGACAAUUCAGUUUUUGUCUCGCCACCAGAAACCUCAGGAAAACCCCAUCGACUAUUUUCACUCAUUACAGCAGCUAGCAACCCAGGCAUUCCCUAGCCUGGACAUCUUGGGGCGAGAAGAAAUUACACGCUCCCGUUUUAUUGAAGGACUGCUGCCAGGUGCACUGCGAGAACAUCUACUUCGAGUGCCACCGGCUGACACAGCCGACUUGAAACGAACGGCACUUCGGUUGUUGACUGCUGAAAGACUGUCAGUUCCAUUGGCGACCUAUCGACCAACCGUGAUGACUAUCGAUGAAGCCACCGAACCUAAUCUACAAGAUAGCUUUCAAAGCGCCGCGGCUGUUAGAGGGUUCCCUGACCGGAAUAGUAGACGAGGGCAGCCGACCCCCACAUGGAACGGGCGGUCGUCAAGGGACAACUAUCGAGGCCAGCAAACAGAAUGCUUCUAUUGCAGACGUUUAGGCAAAAAUGCCAAGAAAUGCGGGCAUAACCGCGUGAAAAACAGAGGUAAGCAGUGUCGUUUACAUAUAUCGUCUUGCUAUGUUAAACAUUUGUGCCCUGUUACUAUUAAGGGUAGAGUGCAAAGUACUGAGAUUAAUAUACUAUUAGAUACAGGAGCUUCAGUAUCCUUGAUCAAGGAAGACCUCUUGCAGAAACUUACCCCAGCACUCAGCGUAAACAACGCUCUUCUACCUUAAUUACCGCGAGCGGAGAACCCUUGAAAGCGUGUUCUAAGAUAGGGUUAGAGCUGACGAUUGACAAGAAGCCUUUUCAACAUGAAUUCUGGGUUUUCCCCACACUGACUUGGGACAUGAUUCUCGGGGUCGACUUCAUGUUAAAAUACCAGGUCUCUAUACACAUGAAUAAGUCAGAAGCGAGUAUUGGUGGAGUUGUCGUACAAAUGCAACACCAUGAAAUACCAACUAAGUCCGUAGCCCAGGUGGGAACUGCAGAGAUUGUACGUCAGGUACAAGAUAACCAAUUAAUAAGUGAAAAGGACCGUCGGGCUACCAUUGACGUACUCUAACGAUUUAGCACUGUUUUCUCGGAGAACAUCUCUGGAAAUCGGACAACCAUUGUGUAACAUUCCAUUGUCACAGGUGACCACAUGCCAUUACGCCAACCACCUCGCAGGGUCCCGGUGCAUUAUCAGCCUCAUUUAGAAUCCAUGAUAAAAGAUAUGUUAGAAAAAAAGAUUAUUGUACCAUCUUCAUCACCCUGGGCAUCGCCAAUUGUCUUAGUAAAAAAGAAGGAUUCCUCCCUACGACUGUGUGUAGAUUACCGGCGCCUUAAUGCUAUAACUAAGCGUGAUUCUUUUCCACUUCCACGGAUAGACGCUACCUUAGAUGCCAUGAAAGGUGCUCGCUGGUUCUCAACGCUAGACUUAGCAUCAGGGUACUGGCAAGUGGAAGUCCGACCCCAAGAUAGAAAAAAACUGCAUUUGUAGUGCCUAAUGGCUCAUAUGAAUUUCAAGUAAUGCCUUUCGGGCUAACUAACGCCCCAGCUACCUUCCAACGAUUGAUGCAGACAGUUCUGCAAGGUCUCGUACCGCACCAGUGCUUAAUCUACCUUGACGAUAUUAUUGUAUAUGGCAGCACGCCAGAACAACAUAAUGCCAAUUUGAAGGCAGUCCUACAACGUAUUAGGCAGCAUAACCUAAAAGUGAAACCAUCUAAAUGUCGACUAUUGCAAAAAGAAGUGCUUUUCUUAGGGCACCGCAUUACAGAAGAUGGAGUGGCAACAGAUAAAGAAAAGACACGUGUGAUUGUUAAUUGGCCGCAACCAAAAUCACCUGAAGACGUUCGUAGCUUCCUUGGACUAGCUUCUUACUAUAGACGCUUCGUACGUGAUUUCGCAUCAUUAGCAGCACCUUUACACCGAUUAACCCACAAAGGACGAAAAUUUUUAUGGACCAGCGAGUGUCAACAGGCGUUCGAUGCUUUAAAGGCUCAGUUAACUUCUCCACCUAUAUUAGCCUUCCCAGAUACUUCAGCAGACGGAGGCGAAUUUAUACUUGAUACGGAUGCUAGUUCCUCGGCUAUUGGAGCAGUUUUAUCACAAGUAGCUCGAGAUGGACACGAAAGGGUCAUUGCGUAUGCUAGUCGACGAUUAGAUAAGAGUGAAGCACGAUAUUCUACAACACGUCGGGAGAUGUUAGCACUAGUAAAAUUCUUACAGCAUUUUCGCCAUUAUCUGUUGGGCAAACCCUUUCGUGUGCGCACGGAUCACCGUGCACUGCAGUGGCUCCGUUCUUUCCGCGAACCAGAAGGGCAAGUGGCACGCUGGCAGGAGAGACUACAAGAGUUCGAUUUCACAUGCGAGUAUCGACCGGGAAAUCGACAUGCAAACGCGGAUGCCCUCUCCCGAAUACCCCAGACCACAGAUAUUAUUAACGCAAUUCUUAGUACAGCUCCAGAGACAGACUGGCCCUCCCUACAAGCAGCAGAUCCAGACUUACAGAUUGUUUAUCAAAGACAGCUACAUGGAAAUAGUAAGCCAUCCAUGAGGGAGCUUAAAGAUCAAUCCGUAACAACUCGUCGUAUCUGCACCAAAUGGGGUAACUUCAAGCUAUAUGGUGACACAUUAUUCCUAAUGAAUGAAUCAAAACAACCCCUACUGAUAGUACCGCGAGUGAAAGUUGAAAGUAUUGUGGAACAGGUACACCGUGAACUUGGUCAUGCGGGAGAACGGAGAACUGAACACGCUGUUCGUCAACGCUUUUGGUGGCCUUCCAUACACGAAGAUGUAGCUCAGUUUUGCAAGAAUUGUAACACGUGCUGCCGUUUUAAAUCGCCUCAGCAGACACCCCGUGCACCAAUGACGCCGAUGGUAACGACAGGACCACACCAGCGAGUUGGUAUAGACUCAUGGGACCACUAACUACGACAAAAAACGGGAACCGCUACGUACUGGUUAUGGUGGAUUAUUUCACUAAAUGGUGCGAAGCUGUACCCCUUCUACAGCAAGACGCCCUUACUGUUGCCCGAGCUUUCAUCGAUCACUGGGUCUCCCGUUAUGGUGCCCCUGUCUCACUCCACUCCGACCAAGGUCCAUCCUUUGAAAGCCACCUCAUUACUGAGAUAUGCCGGCUAUUAGGAAUCAAGAAGACACACACCACUGCCUAUCACCCAGAAGGUAACGGCCUCGUAGAAAGAACAAACAGAACUAUUAAAGCCAUCUUGCAGUCGUUUGUCAGCAGAUCGUCACCGGAGUUAUGGGAUGAGGUGCUUCCCCAAUGCCUUUUAGCAUAUCGUACGUCGGUACAUGGGUCCACGGGAUUCUCGCCUGCUAUUUUGCUGUUCGGGCACGAACUACGCCUACCAGUAGAGAUACAGUCACCCCUGCUGCCCUACGAAGAACAAGAGCAUGUUCCGUACAUACGUACUCUUCGCAACCGACUAGCUGAUGCCUACCGUCUGGUCAACAUUAACUUAGGCAAGGCUAGUGGACACCAAAAAGAUAUAUAUGAUCGUCAAGCACAAGGACCUAGGUAUACGGUUGGAGAUCGCGUCUGGUUACGCCGCCCAAUGACGUCGCUAGGGGGUUGCAGUAAAUCCCAUCAACCCUGGCAAGGCCCCUUUGAAAUUGUCCUCAUCCGAUCGCCCGCCACGUUUGUAUUGCGUAACAUACAACGACCUAAAGACGAUGUGAUAACGGUGCACUACAACCAGAUAAAACCCGAUCGGACGACAUUUCCCUUCGAUGCUCAACUCGCUGAUCCACCGCCGGCCACUAGAUUUUACGAAGUACCAUCUGAAGGAGGGACAGCAUACCCGUGCCCAAGAUCAGGCACUGAGGACAGUGCCUCAUUAAGAGAGGGGGCGAUGUAACGGGAUUAAAAUCAUCAUGUAUGAUGUUGUUAAUAGAUUUUGUUUUCUUUCUAUUGCAGGGCAAGCAAGAAUAAACGCUUUAGAAGAAGAAGAGCAAGCCCUGCACGCACUAAACUUACAGGAUGACUCAUAAGACCGUUUUGUAAACUAGCUCUCUUUCUGUACA
This is a messenger RNA of Schistosoma haematobium, 4632 nucleotides long. RefSeq lists its product as uncharacterized. NCBI's taxonomy places the organism in Eukaryota, Metazoa, Platyhelminthes, Trematoda, Strigeidida, Schistosomatidae. The transcript has a single exon. The record is from RefSeq and is a predicted model, not a curated record. The coding region runs from base 2113 to 3516 and encodes 467 amino acids.